This is a messenger RNA of Phymastichus coffea, 5193 nucleotides long. RefSeq lists its product as uncharacterized. Bases 226 to 2628 code for a protein of 800 amino acids. Gene Ontology annotation, molecular function: catalytic activity. Gene Ontology annotation, biological process: trehalose biosynthetic process. The transcript is spliced from 10 exons. The record is from RefSeq and is a predicted model, not a curated record. Lineage: Eukaryota; Metazoa; Arthropoda; Insecta; Hymenoptera; Eulophidae. Gene Ontology annotation, cellular component: cytosol; alpha,alpha-trehalose-phosphate synthase complex (UDP-forming).
GCCUCGUCGACGCAUCGCGGCUGGUCGGCUCCUUUGCCCCCUUGCGCAGCGCACGGCCCGACACCGACUGGAGCAUCUCCUGCGAGCCACGCGCCGGCCUGCUCUCGAUCGCUAUCAUGGACGUUUAGCCGCCGAUAGCGGCAGCACGCACACCGCCCACUCGUAGACCGGUGCUCUCGCCCUUCCCGCUCGCUCCCCGACACCUCGCUCGACUCACCAUUCACCAUGUCCGGCACAGAGUCCAGAAGUUACACCUCCAACGGCAGUAUGAUCGUCGUCAGCAACAGGUUGCCCUUCGUCUUGAAGAGGAACGAGAUCUCGGGCAAGCUCGAGCGCAAGGCCAGUGCUGGUGGUCUAGUGACUGCCGUCGCACCAGUUGUCAUAAACGGAAAUGGAGUCUGGGUUGGAUGGCCGGGAAUGCACAUGGACAAUCCUAAUGAACCCAUUCCUGAAUCUGAUCCAAACGAUAGAACACCAACUGCAGGAUUAUUAUCUCGAAAGGUUGUGGCGGUGCACGUAGAACCAACCAUUUUCGAUUCAUAUUACAAUGGCUGUUGUAAUGGUACUUUCUGGCCGCUUUUCCAUUCGAUGCCCGAUAGAGCGACUUUCAUCGCUGAUCAUUGGAGAGCUUACAGUAGCGUCAACGAAGAAUUCGCUGCGAAAACGGUAGCAGCAUUGGAGUUAAUUCACAAAGAACAAGAGGGUCAAGGCAAUGGAACGCCGUUGGUUUGGGUGCACGAUUAUCACCUGAUGUUGGCUGCCAACUGGAUCAGACAGGCCGCUGACGAGAAGAAGCUAAAGCUCAAACUUGGUUUUUUCCUACAUAUUCCGUUCCCACCAUGGGAUAUUUUCAGGCUGUUCCCUUGGGCUGAUGAGAUUCUUCAGGGAAUGUUAGGGUGCGACAUGGUCGGUUUCCACAUUCAAGACUACUGUCUAAACUUCGUGGAUUGUUGUCAGCGCAGCCUUGGUUGUAGAGCUGAUCGCAAGAAUUUACUGGUUGAACACGGUGGCCGUACAGUGCGCGUGAGGCCCCUACCCAUAGGCAUACCUUUUGACCGCUUUGUUACGCUCGCCGAGACAGCGCCUAAAGUUAUGCUUACCAAUCAAAAAAUUGUGCUUGGCGUUGAUCGGCUCGACUAUACCAAAGGCCUCGUCAACAGGCUCAAAGCCUUUGAGAUGCUGCUGGAAAAACACCCGGAGCAUAAGGAACAAGUUACUAUGUUGCAAAUCGCCGUGCCAUCUCGUACCGAUGUACGCGAGUAUCAAGAUUUGAAAUUGGAAAUGGACCAGCUCAUCGGCAGUAUCAACGGCCGUUUCACUACCCCCAAUUGGUCACCAAUUCGUUACAUUUACGGUUGUGUUAGUCAAGACGAGCUCGCUGCCUUCUACAGGGACGCUGCUGUGGCACUCGUUACUCCUUUAAGAGACGGAAUGAAUCUUGUUGCUAAAGAAUUCGUGGCUUGUCAAAUCAAUACUCCUCCCGGAGUACUUAUUGUUUCGCCUUUUGCUGGCGCCGGUGAGAUGAUGCAUGAAGCGCUUAUCUGCAAUCCUUACGAACUCGACGAAGCAGCUGAAGUCAUACACAGAGCCCUUACGAUGCCAGAGGACGAGCGUACUCUCCGAAUGAAUCAUCUCCGCCGUCGUGAGAAGGUAUUUGACGUAAACUACUGGAUGAAGUCCUUUUUGCAAGUGAUGGGCUCCUUAGAAGAGCGAGACUCAGUUGGAGCAACGGUGAUGCAACCCGUUACUAUGGACGAUUUCGAUGAUUAUUUAAGCAAGUAUAUUGGAGAAGAUCACAAACUGGCACUGUUACUCGAUUACGAUGGCACCUUGGCCCCGAUUGCUACUCAUCCGGACCUCGCGAUCCUGCCUCUUGAGACGAAGAACGUUCUGCAGAGGCUGUCCAAUCUACCGGAUGUCUACAUUGCAAUUAUUUCGGGAAGAAACGUCAACAACGUCAAGUCGAUGGUCGGAAUCAACGGCAUCACAUAUGCUGGUAACCAUGGACUUGAGAUCCUUCAUCCAGACGGCAGCAAGUUCGUACAUCCUAUGCCUGCAGUUUUUGAAAACAAAGUCGCCAGUCUUAUGCAAUCUCUCCAAGAUCAACUUUGCAAAGACGGUGCCUGGGUGGAAAAUAAAGGUGCCCUAUUGACUUUCCACUAUCGUGAGACUCCGAUGGAACGUCGUCCGAAAAUGGUAGAGCAAGCGAAAAAGUUGAUCGAGGAUGCUGGCUUCAAAGCUUGUCCAGCACACUGCGCUAUCGAAGCUAAACCUCCGGUCGAGUGGAACAAAGGCCGCGCUUCUAUUUACAUUCUACGGACCGCCUUCGGACUUGAUUGGAGCGAAAGAAUCAGAAUUAUUUAUGCUGGUGACGAUGUUACAGAUGAAGAUGCCAUGAAGGCAUUGAAAGGCAUGGCCGCAACAUUCAGAGUCACCUCAUCACAUAUAAUCCGCACGUCGGCGGAGCGUCGUCUACCAAGCACCGACUCCGUUCUGACGAUGCUCAAGUGGGUCGAGAGGCAUCUGAGCCGUCGCAAGCCCCGCAACAACAACGACGUCUCGUCCAAAUUCCGCCGUGGAGCUUCUGGCAUCACAAUGGAGAUGUCAUUUACGCAACCUUCGGCGUAACGAUACUGAUCGGUCGUCUGAAUCCUGUAGGCGAAAACAAAGAAAAAACUUCGUGUAGCCUUUCUUCCAUUUGUUUUACACGCGUUAUUCUCAGAAUUUUAUUUCGUAACUAGGACUAGUUAGUUUAGUUGCGUAGGGUUAAAAAAUGUUUAUACCAAUAAGGACAGUUACAAAUGAGCGCCAUACCUGAAAGACACAAAAAUUAUGAUAAGAUAUAGCGAGUUGUGAAAAAAUAACCGUACAUCGUCAAAUUGAAACGAACACGAUUGCUUUACAUGGGACAAUUACUUACUUGACUAAAAUAAAGUUGACAUUCUGUAGGAUAUCGAGCUUAUAUUUUUUUGCUGGAUAUUAGCAAUUGUCUCCAUGUAACGCUUUUUCUAAAACUAUCUUGUAUAUGUUAAAAUCUCUUAUACUUUUUUAUAUCUAUAUGGAUCUUUCAAUUUUGGAAAAAAGAUUUAUUUUAAUUUGUCUUAAAAUUUCUAAUUAAAAAUUGAAAACUUAUAAUUUAAAUUAAUAUUUAAAAACAUUUCUUUAACAUUUUUGUAUUAGUUAGUUUUUACUGAUCAUUGUUAAAUUUAAAAAAAUUUUUGACUUUAGUAUUAAAUGAAUCCUUGAAGUAAUAGGCAUAAAUUAUAUUUCAUAAAUAUCGAUAAAUAAAGAAAAAUUCAUAUAAUUUCAAAAAUGAAUACUUUCUUUAAUAUUUUAAGGCAGCUUUAUAAGGCCAACAAAAUAAAUCAUUAGAUAUUAAAAUUCGAAAUACAGAAGACUUGUGAAACUAGUGUUAAGAUCUUUCCUUAUGUACAUAUACUUUCGAAGUCUGCAAAGUUGACAAGUCAUAUACAAAAUAUUUUUUCUGCCAAAUAUUAAAGUAAGUUCUUAUUUGCUAAUUUAUAAUAAAAGAUAUUUGUGAGUUAUUACUGUUAGCUAGUUUUAUUGCAACUUAAUGUAGAUGUAUUCUAAUUUUUUGUUUACGUUUCUGGAUUUUUUCAAAGACUUUGUUGUUAUAUUUUGUUUUUAUUUUUCUAAGUAUCUAAUAAUUUAUUUUGCAGUUGGCAGUUUUCAUGUGGCAAAGAAGUGACAAUUUAUUUUUCCCGAAUUACUGGAUGUAUUUUUAUCAUAUUUCUUUCAAUACCAUCAAAUGCAAAUUAUUUUAUCUUUUGUCUAAAGUCGUUGCGAUUUAUAAAGAAUCACUGAAGGGCAAGUAUUUUUAGCAUUUAGUAAAAAAAUAUAGUAAACAAAGAGAAGUAAAUGGCUAAAUUGUAAACAUCAAUGAAGCGACAACACUUGAUAAAAGAAAAUUUUUAAAUUGUAACCAAGUAUACUUCAUGAUAAAAGAAUUAUUUCCGUAUAAACUGAUUUUUCGUACUUGGCAUAUUACUAGACAGAGAAUUUUUUAGGUAACAAAUGUUUAAAAGUGCAAUCAAAGUAGUAAUUGGCAAUAAUUAUGUAUCGAUUAAUCGUAUCUUAAUUACGAAAAACGAGAAAUUUGUACCGAUUUUAUCAAUUUAUUUAUAAACAAAUGUGUGCUUUAUAAUUAAUGGCUCGUAAAAAAAGUGAUGAAUAUAAAUUUUGAUGUGAUUGUAUAUGAAGAAUAAUCUGACGAUUUUGCCAUGGAUACCAAGGGGUCGUGUCACAUUGGAAAUUUCACCAGAUUUGAUGUAGCGAUGUUACAGUUUAAUAAGAAAAUUUCAAUGAUUGUUUUUAUAAAAUUAGUUUUUCUGAUGUCCUAUAUACAUUUUCUGCAAUGCGAAUCAUUUAACAUGUAUAUGUGCUUAAAUGUUUUGUUUUGUAUAAAAUAAUUUGUAAAGCCAAUUAUAAAUUAUUUGACUAAUAAUUAAAAAAAGUCUUAACAGAGAUUGAAAUAUUUUUAGGACAUAUUUUCUUUCAUCAAAGCCGACUGUCUAUAUAUUUGUUAUAUGUACUCUCAGUUUCUAGGUUGAUAUUAGCCAGGUAAUACAUAUCUAUCAAUAGUUUAUACGAUUGAUUUACAAUUUAAAAUUUUAGUGUGAAGUUUAUCAUGCCAUACUGUCUAAGUAUUUACAGAAUCCUAUUCGAUGUAAUAUUGAAGUAACUUUGACACUGAGAUUCGUCAAUUGAAUUACAUAGAUCUGAUGUCAAAAUAAUAAGACAUUUUGAAUAUAAACUGAUAAUAACAAGUUAAACAGAAAAAUUUUAUAGAAAAAAAGUCAAAUGUAUGUAAUAUUUUGUAAUAUAUCGUAUUUCAUAUAAAAAUACAGAACUGAUAAAUGUAUUGCAUGUUUUUAAUUGAUUACGUAAAUGCUGAAUUUGAUAUAUGUUCGUAUAAAAUUUGCACAAAAAAAGAGCAGUGACACUUAUAUAUCAUGUGAAAGUAUAUGCACGAUGAAAAUUUUCAACUAUUAGUUACAAAAUAUGUUGAAAAAUAUUCAGUACUUUCGGGACAUAAUUAACAAACAAAGUUUUUUUAUGAUAUCAAAACGUAAGAAAGUAUAAAAACGUGUGUUUAUGAAUGGAAAAAUGUAUAUUUAUCGAAAUUGUAAACUUAAACCAUAAGUCAAUAGAAUUGAUAUUUUGUAGUUAAAA